GUGCUUGCAGGGAACGCUCCGCAAGUAGCGUCGUUUCCGUUGCCGGCUCUUUGCAGUUGGGGAAACCGAGGCAGCUUCUGCUCCUCCUAGUUCUCCGCUCCUGUGAGGAAAAAAUGUUUAUUUCUUUGUGGGAGUUCUUCUAUGGGCACUUUUUGCGAUUUUGGAUGAAAUGGCUCUUACGACAGAUGACUGGAAAGUGUGAAUUGCAGCGAAUUUUUGAUACCUAUGUGGGUGCACAGAGGACUCACAGGAUAGAAAAUUCCUUGACAUACUCCAAGAAUAAGGUUUUACAGAAGGCAACACAUAUUGUCCGGAGUGAUGUGGAUAAGUAUGUAGAAGAUAUAAUGAAGGAAAAGAAUAUUAACUCUGAGAAGGAUUCCAGUUUUAAAAUCUGCAUGAGGACAUGCUUACUACAGAUAACUGGUUAUAAACAGCUCUAUUCGGAUGUAGAAAGUGUGAGGAAAAGGCCAUAUGAUUCUGAUAACCUGCAACAUGAAGAGCUCCUCCUAAAGCUUUGGAAUCUUCUAAUGCCAACGGAAAAGUUGAAGGCCAGAAUCUCCAAGCAGUGGGCUGACAUUGGUUUCCAGGGUGAUGAUCCCAAAACAGACUUCAGAGGCAUGGGCAUACUGGGAUUAAUCAAUCUUGUGUAUUUCAGUGAAAAGUACACCAAUGAAGCUCAUCAGAUUCUUUCCCGUUCAAAUCAUCCAAAAUUAGGGUAUUCUUAUGCAAUAGUUGGAAUCAAUCUUACAGAGAUGGCUUAUAGCUUAUUGAAGAGUGAAGCUUUGAAGUUUCAUCUCUACAACUGUGUUCCUGGUAUACCAACAAUAGAACACUUUCAUCAGUUUUAUUGAUCUUUGAAAAACAGGAAAAUCAUGGAAGAUGGGUCCCCAAGAGUAUUUUCUACUUAAGUUUUCAUAUUUGCUGGUAAAUUUAAUGAGACAAUUUUUCACAUGCAGACAAAUUUAGAAUUUAGUUUUUCUGUAGACAUUCAUUGUCUAGUUAACUCCAAAAUGAAUAUUCCCUGCUUAAUGAAUGCUGUUGACUCAAAGACAGACCAUUUGCAGACUAUUUUGUUACUUUUUUAAUCAAUUCCUUUCCAAGAACUUUCCACCCCCCUUAUUUCAAGGCCCAUUUUUUUGUGUUUGGUUGGGGGUACUUAAUAACUAUUCCUAAAGCUAUUGUUACUAUCUCUGUUCUAUUAACUUUUUGAUAUAUUUGAAUGCUAAAACUUUAAUUGAAUGAGUCUAUCUUCUGAGGCUAUUGAUCAGAAGCAAAGAAUUCAAAUCUAAUUUUGCUUCAUAUUAUCUUAAUCUUUUUGCAUCUUUAGAAUGUCACUUGCAUGUUGGUAGGAUUUAAGAAAAUACUUAGAUAAUAAAUGGCCAAAUCGUAACUUCUUCAUCUACAUUGUGACGGUAUCAUCCACCUCUCUCUUUCCCAUAAGCUCUUCCACCUUUACUUAAAUUCCUAAUUCCAGUUUUGUCUGCAUCCUACAUUUCUCUUGAAUUCGUCUACUAUUUUCCCAUUCCCAUUGUAAAUGGGUGU
Molecule: messenger RNA, 1542 nt
Organism: Nycticebus coucang (slow loris)
Lineage: Eukaryota; Metazoa; Chordata; Mammalia; Primates; Lorisidae
Gene: ELMOD2
Product: ELMO domain containing 2
Exons: 9
Coding region: 114-851 (245 amino acids)
Cellular component (GO): membrane
Molecular function (GO): GTPase activator activity
Source: RefSeq, a predicted model, not a curated record